UGAACUUUUAAAUAUAAAUAAAAAAAUCAGUUCAACUAGAAAUUAGUAUUUCUUGUUUUUAGUAGAGUAGUUAGACUUUGAACAACCAAAAACAAAAAUGCUUUUUCGCAGCGAAAGAAAGUUUACGACCGCCAAAAAAGAAAACCCUUUUGUCGGACCCAACACCUAUGUCAUCUACUAUCCUUUGGAUUUAAAACAGGAAGCUGUUCCAUUUAGAUUUAAAAUUGGCCACAGAUCUUUGCCAGUGAUAUGUAGCCCUGGUCCAAAUAAGUACAACAUUAAGUACAGAAAGCAUAGAAUAAUAGGAGGUAGUAGUCUUCGUUAUACCGCAGCCAGAAAAACUAGAGAUUUAGACAAUACUGAACCCCCACCUGAAAAGAAUAAUGAAACCCGGGCUAAGCCCAAGGGAAAAAUUUAUCGUGGGCAUUAUCCUCGCUAUGGCUGUCCGGUCACUUCUACCAAUUCUUACAAAAUACCCGAUGGUAACCCUCGUUUUAAAAAGAAAAAGAUCUCAUUUUAUAUUAGAGAGCCUUAUUAUCCAAAUAAAAAUUCUUUGCGUUGUAAAAAGUACUCCGGGCCUCGGUGGGGCAUGAGCAAGACGAGUACUCAUCGUUUGAACAUUUCAAAGAGCAAUCUCCCAAGCCCCGCUGAUUAUUACGUCAAAGAAUCAGGGCCGACUCCACAACAGCUUUGGGAUUGGAGCGUGAGACAGGAGGUCCAGAGAAAUGAAAGCAUUAAUAACUGCAUUGAAAAAACUUUAGAAAAAAGCAAAAAAGAGAGUUUGCCUGGCCCCUUUGAUACAUUUGUUGAUCCUUCAAUUUUUAAGAAAAAAUCUUUUAAUGUAAAAGGAACAUUUACAAAAGCAAAGCGUGCAAAAUCGCCCGUUUGUUCUGAUGAACCUUCACCACAGUCCUUUUAUAUUAAAGACACUUUUGGAGUUACGUGUCUUAAUAAUAAGAAACGUCCACCUUUUAAUAAUACGUCUAGUUUUCCAAAGUUGAAAACUCACCCUGUAGGUCCUGCUGAUUAUAACCCAACGUACAAUACGAUUACAUUUAAUAUUUGCAAAAAAUUGCCACCGAUCUCUGCAGGAUUUGUCGCUCCUUUUAACAACACUGCGAAAAGAUCGUUACAUAAUUUGAAAAAUGAAACGCCAUCGCCAUUUGAAUACGACACACGGCCUAAAAAGAAAAUACGGUUUUGUGAAGAGCCACUGGGAAUCUUGAGUUCAAAAACGCCAAGGUUUCCUAAGCAAUGUGAGAGUUCACCUUCUCCUCUUGAUUACGACAUUCAUCCAAGUACAAACACACGCCACUGCAGCCAUGCCAAACUUCAACGCUCCUUUAACAACACCGAAAAAAGGAUCAUGGAAAUCAAAGAGCCAGAUUAUAAUGCAGCACCAAACUCCUAUUUUCCAAGCAAAGACGGCGUGCUUCCCAGCCCGCAUAACAUCAUCAUCGCCCGUGAUGUCGGCGAGUCCACUCGCUGUCGCAAACCUCCUCCUGGUCCAACAAGUUACGAAAUCCAUCCGUUGUAUUCGAACGCUUUGAUCAAAGCGUACACGACGCACAAUGUGACCUUUAACCAGAAGGACGUGUUCAAUACGCAGGGCAAUUUUGGCCCGAAGCUCCCGAGGAAAAUCCUGCGUUUCUUUGUUAGGUCGGGGACGACAAAGAAGUUUUACCAAACUUGUUUCUGAACAAUUCAUAGAAUACCCUUUUUUUAAAAGUUAAAGAUGCAAAAUUUGUUGUUCGAAGAAAACACAAAUAUAAAUUAAAUUUCAGAGUG
Molecule: messenger RNA, 1788 nt
Organism: Cimex lectularius (bed bug)
Lineage: Eukaryota; Metazoa; Arthropoda; Insecta; Hemiptera; Cimicidae
Product: sperm-tail PG-rich repeat-containing protein 2-like
Exons: 12
Coding region: 98-1699 (533 amino acids)
Source: RefSeq, a predicted model, not a curated record